AUGCCAGCUCAAAGUUUCAAAAAGCUUGCCAUCGCCGUGGGCGGGACCUUUCCCAACCUGAAACAGGCUGACUUGAAAACGCUGAUUGAGAAGAAUGGAGCGACUUUCAGCACAGCGGUCACGGACGAUUGUACCCAUCUGGUGACCACUGACAAGGAUGUGGAGAAGCAGACUACCAAAUACAAACAAGCUUCCCAGCUCGCCAAUUGUCACAUUGUCCCACUUUCGUGGCUUCUCGAAUCAGACGAGGCCAAGAAACCGUUGCCGGAGUCGAAAUAUUCCUUCGGCCAGGCCGAUCAGGCGUCUCAGGUUGACGACAAAACACAGAAGAACACUGCGGACGGUAGCGCAUCUGUUCCUACAGACAACAAGCGUACUACCAGGAAGCGAGGCGCGGAUGCGGCUUCUGCUGAAAAGGAUGCCGACAAAACGACAAAUGACGCCCACAAGAAUGGUGCAAAUGUCAAAGCUGAACCCUCCGAGGAUAAAAAGCCUGCAACCAAGAAACGAAGCGCUGAUGAAGACCCUGUGAAAAAUGGUUCCAACAAAAAGACAAAAGACAUCCAGAAGACAGUCACAAAGGCGCUUAAUAUCCCAAUUGACGAGGGCUUUGAGGCACUUGGUAAACUCAAGGACCCCAAGGUCUACAUUGAUAAUGCAGGCCUCAUCUGGGAUGCCACCCUCAGCCAGACUGUGGCAGCAAACAAUGCCAACAAGUUCUAUCGUGUCCAGUUGUUGGUCGGUGCAAACUCAAAGUACUUUGCCUGGACGCGGUGGGGUCGAGUUGGAGAGCAUGGGCAGUCAGCCUGUCUCGGGGACGGCGGCUUGGAAGCCGCGAUGCAGCAGUAUGAGAAGAAGUUCAAAGACAAGUCAGGCCUCAAGUGGGCUAAUCGGCUCGAUACACCUAAAAACGGAAAAUACACGUUCCUUGAGCGCAACUAUGAAGAGGAUGACGAAGAGGAAGAGCCCGUGAAAAAGGAGAAAACAAUCAAAGAAGAAGACGACGAGCCCGCGCCUGAGAGCGCCCUAUCCAAAGGGCUUCAAAACCUCAUGUCCUUCAUUUUCAACAAACAAAAUGUUCUCGACACUUUGGCCGCAAUGUCCUACGACGCCAACAAACUGCCACUGGGAAAGCUGGGCGACAGAACUUUGAAGAGCGGGUUUUCGGUUCUGAAAGAGAUAUCCGAGCUGAUGAUUACACCAGCCCUGGCACAUGAAAGAUAUGGCCAACCAUAUGGUGAUGCCUUAGAGACAUUGAGCAACCGAUAUUUCACCUUGAUUCCACACGUCUUUGGCCGCCAUCGGCCCCCAACCUUGAACACAAACGCGCAGAUCAAGAAGGAAAUCGAUUUGUUGGAGGCACUGACUGAUAUGGACGUUGCGAAUGAAAUCAUGGUAUCUUCGAAGGAACACGAUGACAUCCACCCGCUGGAUCGCCAAUUCCAGGGUUUGGGUAUGCAGGAGAUGACCGAACUGGAUCACAAAUCAUCCGAGUUCAUAGAACUCGAGAAUUACUUGCAGAACUCCCGCGGCGAGACACACAGCAUGAGCUACAAGGUGGUGAACAUCUUCCGCAUCGAGCGCCGAGGCGAAAACGACCGCUUCAACGCCUCUCCCUACGCCAACAUCCCAAACAGCGAUCGCCGCCUCCUCUGGCACGGAUCCCGCAGUACAAACUUCGGUGGUAUCCUCAGCCAAGGUCUUCGCAUCGCACCCCCGAAGCACCCCCGGGGGAUGGGGUUACUUCUUCUCUGCGAUGCCGAGCUCGGUGCGCCCAUGCUGGAGCUUGACGACAGCAACUACAAUGCUGGCGAGGAAGCGCACAAUGCUGGCAAGAUUGCCACGCUCGGCAGGGGCUCCAACAUUCCUGGUGGGUGGAAGGAUGCUGGAUGCUUGAGUCCGGCUUUGGGGGGUGUGACGAUGCCUGAUGUGGCUAUUGGCAGCACCCAGGAUAAUAACGGCCGGGGUCUGUACUACAAUGAGUACAUUGUGUAUGAUGUUGCGCAGAUCCGACAGCGUUAUUUGUUCCAGGUCAAGAUGAACUGA
Molecule: messenger RNA, 2046 nt
Organism: Penicillium samsonianum
Lineage: Eukaryota; Fungi; Ascomycota; Eurotiomycetes; Eurotiales; Aspergillaceae
Exons: 6
Coding region: 1-2046 (681 amino acids)
Molecular function (GO): NAD+ poly-ADP-ribosyltransferase activity
Source: RefSeq, a predicted model, not a curated record